UAUAAUAUUACUAUGAUUUCUGUAAAUUAUUUUAUAAAACAUUGUUGACGCCUGAAUAGAUUGAAACGCAGGUCUGGGGUAUAGGAGAACGCAAGAGAUAAUCAGUGAAUCACGGAAUUGUUAACCAGUGAUAUCUCUUUCAAGAGUAAAGAAUGGGUGACAAGAAGAAAAAGGCUCAGAUGUUUGUGAAACUAGUGUCUGCUGCCGGCACUGGAUUUUUCUAUGUAAAGAGGAAGCCAAGGCAGUUCACAGAAAAGCUUGAGUUUCGAAAAUUUGAUCCUAGGGUUAAUCGUCAUGUUCUGUUUACAGAGGCUAAGAUGAAGUGAUCUGGUACCUUUUAUGGCUUCAUUUCCCUCUUGUAACUGGAUCAUUCUUAUACUUCUCACUUCUCUGAAAGGGUUUUCUAAUCUGGUGUUAAUUUUGAAUCCUGCCAAUCUUUUCACUAUCUCUGUAUGUUAUAUUUUUAUAGUUUGUUUUA
Molecule: messenger RNA, 478 nt
Organism: Vigna angularis (adzuki bean)
Lineage: Eukaryota; Viridiplantae; Streptophyta; Magnoliopsida; Fabales; Fabaceae
Exons: 2
Coding region: 153-326 (57 amino acids)
Biological process (GO): translation
Cellular component (GO): large ribosomal subunit; ribosome
Molecular function (GO): structural constituent of ribosome
Source: RefSeq, a predicted model, not a curated record